Messenger RNA from Metarhizium album ARSEF 1941, 234 nucleotides. RefSeq lists its product as uncharacterized. Lineage: Eukaryota; Fungi; Ascomycota; Sordariomycetes; Hypocreales; Clavicipitaceae. The record is from RefSeq and is a predicted model, not a curated record. Bases 1 to 234 code for a protein of 77 amino acids. The transcript has a single exon.
AUGACCACAUCAGAAGACACAUACUAUUUCGUUCCCGGCCUUCGCUCCCUUGACCCUUUGGCACGUGAAAUCGACCUCAAAUCUCAUACCUGGGUGCGAGCUAUGGAGAUUGACGAUACCGACUUGACUUACGAGGGUAAGUCGCUAAGCUCGUGGUUCGAAGACGAGCGCAGUCGCCGUAGCAGCCACAGCAGCCACAGCAGCAACGAUGAAAACGACGAGGAGGACAAAUAA